UAGCUAGCUGGCCGUACGUUUCUGUCCAUUGCCAUUAUAAACGUGUCCUCGUCGCCAAUUCACCAUUAAUCCAUCGCUUCCCACUCCUCGUCUCGUCCUCGACCACGAUGGCGCGCGCAGCAAUGGCGAUCUCCUCCGGCGCGGCGGGCCCGGCCGCCGUUGCGCCUCGACGCCGCAGGUCGACGCUGCUCCUGAUGGCGAACUACGCGGCGCUCCUCGUCGGGUCCGUGGCGUCCAGCCUGCUGUCCCGUUUCUACUUCGACCAUGGCGGCAAGAACAAGUGGGUGGUGACGCUGGUGCAGUCGGCCGGGUUCCCGGUGCUGGUGGCCGCCGUGUUCCUCGCCGGCCUCUCCCGUCCCGCCACCGCGCCGCGCCCGUUCCUGUGGUUCUCGCGCCGGUUCCUGGCCGUGUGCCUGGCCAUCGGCGCGCUCAUGGGCGUGAGCAACCUGCUCUUCGCCUACAGCACGUCGCUCCUGCCGGUGUCCACCUCGUCGCUGCUGCUGUCCAUGCAGCUCGCCUUCACGCUCAUCCUCGCCGUCGUCAUCGUCCGCCACCCGCUCACCUUCAACAACCUCAACGCCGUCGUGCUCAUGACCCUCUGCUCCGUGCUCCUCGCGCUCCGGUCGGGGGACGCCGGCGAGAGCCCGAAUCGGAGGGGAUACAUCGUGGGCUACGUCGUGACGCUUUGCGCGGCGGGGCUCUUCUCGGCGUACCUCCCCGUCAUGGAGCUCGUGUACCGGGAGGCGGUCUCCGGCGGGUUCAUCCUCGCGGUGGAGGUGCAGGCGGUGAUGCAGGCCAUGGCCACCGUGGAGGCGGCGGUCGGGCUGGCGGUUUCGCGCGGCUUCAGCGACGACGUGGCCCACUGGAAGGGGUCGCACGCCGUGUACUGGGUCGUGGUGGCGACGCUGGUGGUGACGUGGCAGGCGUGCUUCAUGGGCACCGCCGGCGUGAUCUACCUGACGUCGUCGCUGCACAGCGGCGUGUGCAUGGCGGCGGUGCUCACGGCCAACGUGAUCGGCGGCGUCGUGGUGUUCGGCGACCCGUUCGGUUCGGAGAAGGCCGUCGCCACCGCGCUCUGCGUCUGGGGUCUCUCAUCGUACCUCUACGGCGAGUACAGGAAGAACAAGAGGAGAGCCGCCGAUGGUCAGGACGAUGGCAAUACCCUCAUCAGCGCCGGCGACGACGACGGCGAGAGCGUGCACAAGAGCCUCACGGCCGCCGCCGGAGGCGGCACCGUCGGAACCGUUUGAACCAAGCGAGGUAGCGCCGGCCACAGGGGGUACGCACGAACCAUGUGAUCGAUAAGUACAGUACAUUGCAACAAUAAUAGCAAUGGAUGCUGAAAAUUUCUUGGUGUGUAGUACCCCGAGAAAGGAAAGUGCCAGGGUAGAUGAUGCAUUAGGUGUAGACGUGUCAUGUUGCAUUGAUAUAUUAGGCAAAAGAGUUAUAUUUACAGCUUCCAAUGAGACAAGAAUGCUAUCCUUGUUUGGUGGCUCUGCCUUGUGAGGUUAAGAAAAAGGUUCUCUUCAGGGUUUAGCAGAGCAUGGAUGCAUGCUAUGUUGCACGGGUGUGCCAAAAACUAGCACAUUAAUGUAGUAUCAUCAAGGCAUCAACAGGGACAUGUCAUCUACUCUCUCUGUUUUUGAAUAUAAGUCUUUCUAAUGGUUUCACUCA
This is a messenger RNA of Hordeum vulgare subsp. vulgare (domesticated barley), 1674 nucleotides long. Its product is annotated as probable purine permease 4. The transcript has a single exon. Gene Ontology annotation, molecular function: purine nucleoside transmembrane transporter activity. Bases 108 to 1250 code for a protein of 380 amino acids. Lineage: Eukaryota; Viridiplantae; Streptophyta; Magnoliopsida; Poales; Poaceae. The record is from RefSeq and is a predicted model, not a curated record. Gene Ontology annotation, cellular component: membrane.